AUGCUGAAAUGGUGGUUCUUCAUCUGCUUGGUAUACUGGGUGAAAUCGGAUGAGGAGGAAGAAUGUCCUGAAUUUACAGAUCUUAAUAUAGGCAAUGCUUUGUCUGGGACAGAACUGCAUGUCCAGCUACUGCUAUACACAAGGGAAAAUCCAAAUUGUUCUGAGAGACUCAUUGAACAUAAUGUUACUGCAUCUGUGUACUUUAAUACCUCCAGGAAAAUUGUCUUUGUUAUUCACGGCUUCAGACCAACAGGAUCUCCACCGGCAUGGCUAGGUGACAUAAAGGAGCUUUUACUGUCUUCAGAGGAUAUUAAUCUCAUUGUAGUUGAUUGGAAUCGUGGUGCUACAACUGUGAAUUACAUAACUGCUGUUGAAAACUGCAGAAAAGUUGCAGAAAUACUGAAGAACUAUGUUGACCAGAUGCUGGUGAACGGAGCUUCUCUUGACUCUAUGUAUAUGAUUGGAGUUAGUCUUGGGGCUCAUAUAGCUGGUUUGGUUGGCCAGAAGUAUAAUGGCAAACUUGGCAGAAUUACAGGUCUUGAUCCAGCAGGCCCUUCGUUCACCCGAGAACCACCAGAGAGGAGACUGGAUCGUACUGAUGCGCAAUUUGUUGACGUAAUCCAUUCAGAUACUGAUGCACUAGGUUUCAAGAAACCUUUAGGAACCAUUGAUUUCUAUCCAAAUGGAGGAAUGGAUCAGCCUGGUUGUCCACAAACAGUAUUCAGCGGACUUCAGUAUUUUAAGUGUGACCAUCAAAGAUCUGUCUUCCUCUUCUUAUCGUCUUUGAAAAGAAGGUGCAACAUAAUAACAUAUCCUUGUGACUCUUACUUGGAUUACAAGAGAGGAAAAUGUGUUGAUUGUGAAGCUUUCCGGCCAAUGUCCUGUCCAGUACUGGGUUAUUAUGCUGAUAGAUGGAAAAAACUGUUAAUCCCAAAGAGUUCACCGACGAAAGCUUAUUUUGAUACCUCGGACCACGACCCAUUCUGCAUGUAUAACUACUUACUGGAUAUUACUACAUGGAAUAAAAGCAUUAGGAGAGGUUUCAUUAAAGUUAAAAUAACAGAUUAUGCUGGAAACACAGUAGAGUCAGAGAUGAAUAGUGAAGCUUCAACAUUUCAGCAAUAUAAAAGAGUCAAAAUAGUAACUGGAUUUUACCGAGACCUUGACAAAAUAUCGAAAAUUUCCUUGACCUUUUCUACGAAGACUUUAAUAGGCCCAAAACACAAGCUUAGGAUCCUCCAGAUGCGGCUGAAAUCUCUUAAUAAUCCAGAAAGGCUGCAGCUGUGCAGAUAUGAUUUUGUACUGAUGGAGAACACGGAACUGACCUUCAAACCUAUCCCUUGCCCAGCGAGGGGUACAUGA
Molecule: messenger RNA, 1362 nt
Organism: Aptenodytes forsteri (emperor penguin)
Lineage: Eukaryota; Metazoa; Chordata; Aves; Sphenisciformes; Spheniscidae
Gene: LIPI
Product: lipase I
Exons: 10
Coding region: 1-1362 (453 amino acids)
Biological process (GO): lipid metabolic process
Molecular function (GO): carboxylic ester hydrolase activity; lipase activity
Source: RefSeq, a predicted model, not a curated record